UCAGAACCUCGGAGGGUUCGAAGGGGCGGUGUCGAGGCUGGGUUGGCUGCUGGAGGCGGUGGAUCGGGGGUUGUUGCCGUGUCAGUGCCACAAAGUCGCUGCUCGGUGCGGGUCCCUUGUCGUCAUGGAGCUCAUGUCUCGCAACAUUCAAGUGCUGCUGCAAGCGGCCGAGUACGUGGAGCGGAGGGAGAGAGAAGCCGAGCAUGGUUACGCUUCUCUCUCGCCGCCUUACUGCGGGCAAGACGUGUUACAGUCGCGGAGGAGGCCGAAGCCUCGGAAGGCCCUGAAUAGCCUCAGGUCUGUACACAAUGAGCUGGAGAAACACAGGAGGGCCCAGCUGCGGCAGUGCUUAGAGCAGCUGAAACAGCAGGUCCCCAUGAACGCAGAGCAUUCUCGAUACACGACCCUUAAUCUUCUGCACCGAGCCCGACUGCAUAUUAAGAAACUGGAAGAGCAAGAACAGAGAGCUCAGCAACUGAAGGAACGGUUACGCUGCGAGCAGCAGAACCUGCACCAACGCCUGGAAGAACUGUUGGCCCACUCAAGUGUGGAACGGCCACGAGCAGAUAGCCUAGACUCCUCUCGGUUCUCAUCUGAACGCUCAGACUCAGAAGAUGCUGAGGUGGAUGUGGAAGGACUAGCAUUCAGCAGCAUUGAAGAGGAUGCUGUGGCUGCCUUCAGCACUGGACGGGAGCACAGCUAUUCCAGCACCAGCAGUGUCUGGUUGUGAUGGACAGAAGUCUGAGCAUGACGGCAGCUCUCAUCCCCCCUGCAUGCCAGUAUGAACAGAACGUGGCUUGCAACAAGACUCUUUUCUCCAAGUACAGGAGGAACCUCCAGCAUGGUGCAAAGGACCUCUCAUCCUGCAUGCCUAUGUUCUACUCAAAACCAGCCUGAGAGACUCAGAGAGAAACUGACUAACUUUCCUUACUGCUUCUUGGUGACAGGGUGAAGAAUGAGGCUUCGAAGUACUUGAUCUGUAGCCAGUGGCUUAAGCUAUGCAUUAUUCUAAUGCACCAUUCUGUGGUGAAAGCUUACUGCAAUCUCAUCUGCUCUUGGCUUUCUGCAGAGGUUUGCACUGGUAAGAACUGGAUGCAAAAUCGGUAAGCCAGAGUUAGAGUCCAGCAUACUCAAUCCUAUAAAAUUAUUUUUUUUAUUAAAAAAAAUGCACUUAGCUCUAGGCCUCCAGGAUUUAAAAAAAAACACCUUAGGAAAGCAGUUCUUAUUCUCAGUUCCUCCAAACAAAAUAGGUUGCAUUCCAUUGGAGUUUGGAGUUAAUAACAGGGCUAGAAUUACAGCUCAGGGGACCUUAACCAUGACCAAAAAAAUACGAUGUAUUCAGAUAUCCCACCUCCCCAGAACAAGGCGAUUUCCCUUUUGUGAUGUAUUCCCAUGUGUAUGUGGCAGUAUUUUAGUAAAUAUUUUUAAUGACUUGCAUCCUGAGCAUCUGGUUUUCUCCAGAGCAUUCAAGAGCACAGAACAGGCUGUUGGUGUAACUGCUGAACAGCAAACAUGCCAGUCGUCUCAACCGAGUUUUAUUAUAGACAGCAGCCUCCACAUUGCAGAGUCAGAAAAUGUAAGCAAGGAGACUUACAUUAUUCAAUCACAGCUGUGAAGAAUAGCGCCCACCUGAGGAACAGGCCCUGGCACUAGAUUCAAUUGAAGUCUAUUUUAACGAUAAUUACACCUUUUAGAAAGAUGAUGAUUGUCAGAUUUGUACAGUUUCAAUUAAAAAAAAUAAAACCUAGA
This is a messenger RNA of Varanus komodoensis (Komodo dragon), 1749 nucleotides long. RefSeq names its product MAX dimerization protein 3 (gene MXD3). Gene Ontology annotation, biological process: regulation of transcription by RNA polymerase II. The coding region runs from base 125 to 730 and encodes 201 amino acids. The transcript has 6 exons. Gene Ontology annotation, molecular function: DNA-binding transcription factor activity, RNA polymerase II-specific; protein dimerization activity; RNA polymerase II cis-regulatory region sequence-specific DNA binding. The record is from RefSeq and is a predicted model, not a curated record. Lineage: Eukaryota; Metazoa; Chordata; Lepidosauria; Squamata; Varanidae.